UUUUCAUUUAUUUAUUUGUUCAUUCACUUUACAUCUUGAUUGUACCUCCUACUCCCUCCUCUCCUUCCAGUUCUACACUUACAUUUUCCUCCCCACAUUACCCUCUUCCCUCUCUGAGGAGAAGGGGCGCCCCCUCCUUGGGUACCAUCUCACCCUGGGGUGAACACACAAUCUUACUGUGAGAAAAUUGAGAACAUUUGGGCCAUUGAGGUGUCUCAGCUGGUAAAGGUACUUUCAGCCAAGAAAGACAACCCAAGUGUGUGAUCCCCAGGACCCAAAUUAUUGGAAGGAGAGAAAAAAACUGUAAGUUGUCCUCUGACCUCCACAGACGUGCUCUGGCACACCUCUCCUCAACAACAUAAACAAACAAAUACAAUUUUUUUUUAAAAAGAUAAGUAGCUGUCUUCAGACACACCAGAAGAGGGCAUCAGAUCUCAUUACAGAUGGUUGUGAGCCACCAUGUGGUUGCUGGGAUUUGAACUCAGGACCUGUGGAUGAAUAGUCAGUGCUCUUAAUCACCGAGCCAUCUCUCCAGCCCAAAUAUCACGUUUAAAAGGCUUUAUUAUGGUCCAAGGGCACCUCCCCUCCAUAGUGUGUGUGUGUGUGUGUGUGUGUCUGUGUGUGUGUGUGUGUGUGUGUGUGUGUGUGUGUGUGUGUGUGUGAGAGAGAGAGAGAGAGAGAGAGAGGAGAGAGAGAGAGAGAGAAAGAGAGAGAGAUCGAUCUUGUUUAAUUAUGGUUUAUCUAAAAACUGGAAAGACACACAAAAAAACUAACAACAAAAAAAGCCUAAUAGAAUGUUUUUUCUGUUUGAAACAGUACAGAAGCACAGGAGCUUGGGUUCUUUUGUUGUUUUUUGUUGUUUUUCUUGUUUAUUGGAUUGUUUGAGACAAGAUCUCAUUAUGUAGCCUUGGCUGACCUGGAACUACUAUCUUGACAAGGCUGGCCUCAAGACUCCUCUGCCUCCAGAGUGCUGGGCUUUAAAGCAUGUGCCAUGUCACCUGGCUCUUUUGUGAUUUCUGAAUUUGACAUGACUAGGGUGACAAGGGACUGAAGAAAGGACAGCCACACUUACAGAAAUGAUGGGAUGGGUGGAUUGUUCUUGCUCUUAUGGUUCAGCAUAAGUUAACCAACAACCUGAAAUCCAGUGCAUUCAUUCUGUUCAGCCCAGGAGUAGUUAGCUAAUACUGGUAACCGAUCUCUUCUAAAGGACAGCUUCAGGUUGCAGUAAUUGUGGGAGGAAUCUGCAGCUGCUAGUUUUUGUGCACACUGGCAGCAUUCUCAUUAAGAUCAGAGAAAAGCUUUGCCAUAACUCUGAGGCUCAGCCUGGGGAGAGACUUUGCCACUUCCAUAAGCCUGAGGCAUUGCAGACCAUGUAAAACAGUAUACCUCUACUCAGUGUUUUAUCUAUACUUAACAUGCUCACUCUAUACUUCCUCUGCUCCCAGAGGCUCUUGUGUUCUGGGCUAGCCCUGAACUCACUAUGCAGUUGAGGACGACCUUGAACUCCUGAUGGUCUUGUCUCUUCAUCCCAAAUGUUGGGAUGACACGGUGACUGCCACACCAGGUAUAUUUUAUUUAUUUGUUUGUUUGUUUGUUUAUUUUUGAGGGAGGGUCCCAGCUGUCCUGGAACUUACUAUGUAAACCAGGCUGGUCUCAAAGUCGCAGAGAUCCUCCUGCCUCUGCCUCUUGGGUGUUGGGAUCAAAGGAUUGUACCAUAUGUCCAGUCUAAUAUUUUGAUUUUAAAUGUAUCAGUACACUCUUUUCUUAAAUGUAUAUUAUAGCUGGCCAGUGGCAGCACAUACCUUUAAUCCCAGCACUCAGGAGGCAGAUGCAGGUGGAUCUCUGAGUUCAAGGCUAGCCUAGUCUACAGACAGCUCCAGGACAGCCAAGGCUACACAAAGAAACCUUGUGUUACAAAAACAAAACAAAAAACAAACAAAAAAAGCCGCACAACCAAAUUAGUAUAUAGGUUACCUGACUCCAUGCGCAUAAAAUAUUGUCCUAGUUUGUAUUCUAUUACUGUGAUAAACCAUGGUCAAACAUAACUUAUAGAAGUUUGGGCUUACAACUCCAGAGGGAUAAAUCCAUCACAGUGGGAGGCAUGACAGCAAGCAGUCGGCACAAUGUCCAGGGUCAGGAGCAGGAAGCUUAAAAAUCAUAUUUUUUUAAAAAAAAGAUUUAUUUAUUUUAUGUAUAUGAGUACACUGUAGCUGUCUUCAGACACACCAGAAGCGGGCAUGGGACCCCAUUACAGAUGGUUGUGAGCCACCAUGUGGUUGCUGGGAUUGAACUCAGGACCUCUGGAAGAGCAGCCAGUGCUCUUAACUGUUGCACCAUCUCUCCAGCCCCUACAGAUCACAUUUUUUUUUAACAGCAAGCAUAGAUCAAAGAGAGUGAGCUCAUCCCAAACCAUGAGAGCAGUUAAUGAUACUUCCUGUUCCUAUGGUCGCUAUACCUGAAAGAACUAGAUAGCUAAGAUUAUCUCAGCCCCUAGCCCAGCCAUACUUCCUCCGAUGAGGCCACACCUCCUGUGGCAGCUGAGUUUCAUGUCCGUUUGACAGGAACUACAGUUACCUCAGAGGAGAGACCUCAAUUUAGAAAAUGCCUCUGUAAGAUCUAGGUAUGGGAGACCUGUUGCAUAUAUUCUUAAUUAGUGAUUGACGUGGGGGGGGGUACGGUCCAGCCCAUUGUCUAUAAGAUGUAGACUGGGGAUUUGCACAAAGAGUUUAAAUGCCUGAUAUUAUGGGGGACACUCCUCAAUUAAGCCGUCACAGAUAUUUAAAGGUAUCUUACCUCGGCGUAUUCUGACAUGGGUACCUAUACUCCUUGAAUACAUGUGCAUGGAUAAUAGUUCUAGAAACAUAAAUAAUGGGUAUUAUGCAAUGGGUAUUUCUGGAAAGUUACAAAAUACACCAGUAAAAGCAAAGAGGGAGGUACUGGGCAACUGGAAAAGAUGUUUCCUUAAAUAGAUUACCGACUCAUAACGUGUAAGGAAGCAAGUAGAUUCCCCACCCUUGCUCUUGGAAAUAAAAGUUUAGGCCUCACAGAUUACCAAACAAGAGCUCGGCCAUUAAGCUAACAUUGCCAGUGUACUUUAUAACACUAAAAAUUACUUUCAUUUAUUUGUUAUGUAUGUACACAUACAGAAGUGCAUGUCACUCUUUGGUUUUGAUUUUGUUUGAAACAGGGUCUCAUUGUGUAGAUUUGUCUGUCCUGGAGCUCACUAGGUAGACCAGGCUGGCCUUGAACUCAGAGAUCCUGACUACCAGGAAAUAAAGGCCCUGCAUAUCAUACAUUGUAAGAACGAAGGUCAGAGGAUAACUUGAAGGAGCCAGUUCUACUUAUCUCCUUUCACUAUAUAGGUCCCAGGGAUCGACUGGGAUCAUUAGGCUUGGAUGCAAGCAUCUUUAUCCAAUGAGCCAUCUCAUAUUACCCCCUCUUUUGAAACAGAUUCUCACAUGGCCCAGGCUGGCCUUGAACUCACUAUAUAGCCAAGGCUGACUUUGAACUGCUGAUUGUCCUUUCCCCAUCUCUGAAGGACUGAGAUUACAGCCAUGCGCCACAAUACCUGGUUUAUGUGGUGCUGGGAAUUAAAUUAAAGAUGUUACAUUCCCAGGGCACUUGUAGCUGACUUGGGGACAAGACAGACUGCCAUUGUAUCACAGCGCUGGUGUUCAAGAAACCUUUAUUUUACUUAACAGUGGUCCUAAACCAUGAGAGUAGUUAGUGAUGCUGGUUGUCUUUGGUACUUCCUGUUCCUAUGAUGACUAUACCCCAAAGAACAAUGUGAGGAAAGGCUCAUGCUUUCAGAGGGUUGGGUCCUCCAUGGCAGAGAAGACAUGCCAAAGCAGUUCAUAUCAAGAUGAUCUGGGAAUGGGAGAAGGGGAAAGGAUUGAACAUUUGGUAUAACCUCCAAAGAUGUGCACAUAGUGACCUAUUUCCUUCAGCUCUUCCCACCUUCCAAAGUUUCUAGAACCUCCCCUAAAAUGGUGCCAUCAGGGGAUCGAGCCUUCCACACAUGGAACUCUGUGGGGCAUUUAAGAUCUAAACCACAGAGGUGGGCAUUGUAGCCCAAGUCUGUAAUCCCAACAUUUGAGAAAAAAGGACUGUCAUGAGUUCAAAGCCAGCCUGGGAUAGAUGUCAAGUUCCAGUCUAGUCUGAAUACAGAAUAAGAUCCUAUCUCAAAACAUCUGGGGAGAAUGGAAUUUACUUACAAUUCCAGCACCCAGGAGGUGGAAGCAGGAGGAUUUGGAGUUCAAGUCAACCUAGGCUAUGUAUGACUAUCCUGGGCUGCAUGAAAUCCUGUCUGUCUCAAAAACACCAAUGGGUCCAUGGAGAUGGUUUGGCUGGUAAAGACAUUUGCCUGCAUGACUGAUGACCUGAGUUCAAACCCUGAGACCCACAUGAUAGAGGGAGAGAGCUGAUCCCUGCAAGUUAUACUGUAAGCUCCAGAUUAGCACCCACAUGUCUGUACACACACACACACACACACACACACACACACACACACACAGAGAGAGAGAGAGAGAGAGAGAGAGAGAAAGAGAGAAAGAGAGAGACAGAGACAGAGACAGAGACACAGAGACACAGAGAGACAGAGAGAGGGAGGGAGAGAGAGAGAGAGAGAGAGAGAGAGAGAGAGAGAGAGAGAGAGAGAGAGAGAGAAUGGAGACAAUAUCAAUACAGUGAUGGAAAGGCAGAGGAUGUCAGGUAUCCUGGCAGAGUAAACAUGUCAUCUGAAAUUAAGAACUUUGAAUCUUUAGCCAAGUAAAGCAAAAGUGAAAGGAGAAGGCUGAGGGACUAGGAACUUCAGGUGCAAAAUAAGAAAGCAAUCUUGAACCAGGCCGUGGUGGCACAGGCAUUUAAGCACAGGACUCAGGAGGCAGAGGCAGGCAGAUCUGUGAGUUUGAAGCCAACUUGGUCUAUUAGUGAGUUGCAGGAUAGCCAGGACUGCACAGACAAACUCUGUUGAGGAAAAAGAAGAGGAAGUGGAAGAGGAAGAGGAAAAGAAAGAGGAAAAGAAAGCACUCUUGUUGAAGAUCUAAGAAACAAAGAAGUGUUUUUUUUUGUGGUGUGAUUAAGGAUAGCAGAGGUGACUGAUACUUGACUUCUGGGACGUAACCUCAGGUUAGAACAGUAGGUCACUGAGGUCAGAAGCUACCAAACAUUCUCAUGGUUUAGAGCCGAAAAAAAAAUGGGAAGCUUUGUAAAGAUUUGUUUAUUUGUUUGUUUUAUCUUUUUUUUUUAAUGUAUAUCUCUGUAAGUGUGUGAGUAUGUGAAUGCAAAGUCCCUGAAGUCCAGAAGAGGGCACCAGAUCUCCUGGAGUGAGAGUUACAAUUGAUUGUGACCCACCAAUCGUGGGUGCUAGGAACUGAACUCAAGUCCUCUGCAAAAGCAGUAAGAGCAAUUAACCACAAAGCCGUUAGCAGCCCCAUGGAAGCUUUUUCCUUUGUUAAACAACAUCUACACAGCCAGUGGUGUAGGGGAUGCCUUUAAUCCCAGCACUCAGGAGGCAGAGGAAGGUGGAUCUCUGAGUCUGAGGCCGCCUCAGAUAACAUAAAAUCUUGCUCUUCUAGAUAAUCUGAGUUCAGAUCCUAGCACACAUACAAUGGCUCACAACCAUAUGUCAACACGUAGGGUAUCUGAUUCCACCUUCUGGCCUCUAAGAGAUGCUUGUGGUGCACAUAAAUUCACACAUGCAUGCACGCACGCACACACGCACGCACAUACACUAGCAUAAAAAAGUAUUUUAGUUGAAUUGUAAGACAGAAAAAGAUUUGAUGGUUAGUCCAGAAAAUAAAACUUACAGAGUAGGUGUUAGUUGUGAGAACGAAAACCACCUCAUAGUCUGUAUCUCAUUAACUCUUCAGUAACCACCUCUACUAUGUCAUAUGAUAGACCAGAUAGCUGCUUGGUAUCUCUUGGUCAGCCUUUCUCUGGAUACUUCAGGGUUGGCUCAGUGAGCUCUUAAGCAAAGAUGGCUAUGGUCGACCAUAGUGGAUUCAUCUCACCAAUCUUAGCCAGCCACACGUCCACCUUGUUGAUGGCAGCAACACUUGCUGAGGCCCUGAAAGCACAGCUUCCUAGGAAGACCAGUUAGUCAAAUGCCCAGUCUGCUGAGGAUUACAUUGGACCUCUUCCAUCGUGGGUUGGGCAGUAAGUUUUUCUUCCCUGGAAUAAGUAACUCUCUACUUGUUAUUUGCUUUCCUCCCCCUUUGCGCCCCUGCCAAAAGCAGCCUGUGUGCGCACAAUGAAUGGCCCUAUUCACCAUUCACCGUCGCGUUCAACCACAUAAUACUGCUUCUGAUCAAGGAAGUCCGUUUACUUGGAAGCUGGUAUGAGUUUGGAGAGGGGUUGCUCACGUCCUGCGAGCCCCUAGAAAACAAGCACAGCCUGUUGGACGGGGAGUCGUAGUGAUGGGUUUGGGACAUUUGGGUGGGGGUUCUGUCCUAAAAGGUGGGCUAAACACUGAACCAGUAGCACAUACCCAAUCACAGGUUACACAGACCUGGGAAGCCAAGGGUUACAUUUCCCCAAAAUUACACCCUGUGACUCACUCUUCAAAUGUUUGCAAACUGGGCAGGGGAGAGAGCUCAGUGAUACCGUGCUCACUCUAGCGUUUUUUUUGGUUUUUUUGUUUUUUUUGAGGUAGGGGGUUCAAUCUUCAGUAACACACACUUACAUACCCCAGGUGCUUGUGUCUUGUUCAUGCUACCCUGGGCACUGAGACAUUUUGCUUUUUGUUUGUUUUACAUUUAUGUUUGGGGGGCGGUGGUGGUGGUGGUGCGUGCCAUUGCAUGACACGACGAGCCUGUGUCAGUCAGAGGAAAACUUUUGGGAAUCAGUUCUCUCCUCUACCACAUGGGUCCUAGAUGAGCAACACAAACCAUCAGGCUUGGCUCGACCCACUGAGCCAUCUCAGUACCUACACAGGAAAUACCUCCGCCACAGGACAGAGCACUGUAAGUGGAUAAAGGACUAGCCAACCAAACCUGAUGACCUUCGAUUCUCCGAUCCCAUUCACUAGGAGAUAACUGACUCCCACAAGUUGUCCUCUGACUUCCACAUUUGCACUGUCACACAUAAAGUGUGUGUGUGUGUGUGUGUGUGUGUGUGUGUGUGUGUGUGUGUGUGUGUGUUUAAACUAACCCAAACCCUCCCUUUUGCAGGGCAUAAAAUGACAAAAAGGGUCUGUUUCCGUGCCUCUUCCCAGACAUGCAAAGUGAGCACACAGCUCUUCGCCUACCCAUCCCUACCUUGGUCCCCACCCCCACUUCUGCAAAGCACGAAGCAAGCGCCCAGGUCCCCUCUUCAGCUCCUCCCUCCUCUGUAGGACACGGAGCUGGCCGUAGUGAGCUCCUGGACCCUUUGGACCCCUCACUUCGCGAAGCUCCCGGUUUUCUCUCUAGAGCUAGGUCUAUAAGCCUCUUCAAUCUUCCUGGAAGGUGACCAGAAGCAGCCGUGGGGAAGAGACAAGCUGCCGCAGCCGCAGCCAUCAGCAGCCACCGCCACUAGGCCCCGCCCAGGAGCAGCAGAUCAGGGCCGCGCCCGAGACCGCUGCCGAGCGGGGGCUUCUGAUCUGCCUUUUCCAGGUGUGCAACCCAAUCGGCCUUCGCAGCCGGAACUUUCUCCUUCCGAUCCUCUGUUAAGGAAGCAGCCAUGCCGGUCACAGUCACCCGUACAACCAUCACAACUACAUCAUCAUCCUCCACCACUGUGGGGUCCGCCCGGGCGCUGACCCAGCCCCUGGGCCUCCUCCGCCUCCUGCAGCUAGUAUCCACCUGUGUGGCUUUCUCACUGGUGGCCAGUGUGGGUGCUUGGACAGGGCCCAUGGGUAACUGGGCCAUGUUCACCUGGUGUUUCUGCUUUGCUGUUACCCUCAUCAUCCUGAUUGUGGAGUUAGGUGGAUUCCAGGCCCGCUUCCCCCUGUCAUGGCGAAACUUCCCUAUCACCUUCGCCUGUUACGCGGCCCUCUUCUGCCUGUCGUCUUCCAUCAUCUAUCCCACCACCUACGUGCAGUUCCUACCUCACGGACGUUCCCGGGACCACGCCAUCGCUGCCACCACCUUCUCCUGCGUUGCCUGUUUGGCGUAUGCUACUGAAGUGGCCUGGACUCGUGCAAGGCCUGGUGAGAUCACUGGCUACAUGGCUACCGUGCCAGGGCUGCUCAAAGUGUUCGAGACCUUCGUAGCCUGCAUCAUCUUUGCCUUCAUCAGUGAGCCGAGCCUGUACCAGCAAAGGCCGGCCCUGGAAUGGUGUGUGGCAGUCUAUGCCAUCUGCUUCAUCCUAGCAGCAGUGACCGUCCUACUCAACCUGGGGGAUUGUACCAACAUGCUGCCCAUCCCUUUCCCUACCUUCCUGUCAGGCCUGGCCUUACUGUCUGUGCUCCUUUACGCCACUGCCAUCGUCCUCUGGCCCCUCUACCAAUUUGAUCAGAGGUAUAACAGCCAACCCCGCCGUUCAAUGGAUCCAAGCUGCUCUCGUAGUUAUGUACAACCCAAUGAAGUGUGUAACUGGGACCGACGGCUGGCGGUGUCCAUCCUGACAGGUAUCAACCUGCUGGCAUAUGUGUCUGAUCUGGUGUAUUCCACCCGUCUGGUGUUCGUCAAGGUCUAAGUUUGACAAGGGGCUCCCUUCCCCUUCUCUCCUUGUAGCCUCUUCAAUCUGAUUACCCAGGUGAUUGGUAUCGGCCUGUUUUCUCCUCAUCUCCCACCCGUUUCCUCCUCCCUGUUGGAUACGUAUGCUCUUCCUUAUUCCCUGUUUCCUUCUCCAUCCCUUUCUUAACCUUUCCUCUUCUGGUAUGCCUGUUUUACCCAUGAGCUGUGGCUUCACAGCUUACCUCCUUCAUUUUUCUAUCUCUAUAGUCUUUCCUGUGGGUUCUGUCACCUGCCUGUUUUCUUGGGAGCCCUCAGAAUUCUUGCUUUUUCUUCCUUACCCCUCAAAGGUGCUGGCCCCACACAUCCCACACUCCUUUGCAGUUACCCACGCUCCUUUGCAGUUCUUCACCCCAUGGGCCUCUUUAGGGGCCUCAUUGCCAAAGCAUGCCUGCCUGCCUGCCUGCCUGCCUUUGCUGUGCCUUAGUCAGUAUGUAUGGAAGUGUGUGUGUGUGUGUGUGUGUGUGUGUGUGUGUGUGUGUGUGUGUGUGUGUUAAGGGGUUUGGGAAGGAGGCCAUGUAGUGUCCCUCUCUCCUUUAAGUUCAAACCAAAAUAAACAAAAUUCUGGAGGUCAGCAAUUCCCAGUGGGCAGGAGUCAUCUUUAUGCACAGAGUGUCUGCCUCUACCUGUCACUCAGCUUUGCAUCAAAGUGGCUCUAGGUUUUUCUUUUACCGAAAGCCCACUACCUAGAGGCUACCUUAGAUGAAGCGAUGGAUGGACACCUUUGCCUAAAUUAUUCUUCGUGCUAUUCAAACAAACAAACCCACCAAAAAUAUCCACAUGGGACCUCUCUCUUCCCGACACCCCCUCCCCUGCUUCUCUGUCCGGGUUUUUUGAGACAGGUUUCUCUGUGUAGCCUUGGCUAUCCUGAAUUUGCUCUGUAGAUCAGGCUGCCCUGUAAUUCAAGAUUAUCUGCCCACUUGUGCCUCCCUAGUGCUGGGAUUAAAGGUGUGCGCCAUCACUGCCCAGCCACCCACAUGGUCUUAAAGACAACUCUGAAGUGUUUCUGAGGGGCAGUAAUGGCGGCCAUCUUAUCUCAGUGUUAAAAAUAACAUGGUCUGGUUUAGCAGGGAUGAGAAGAGAAAUGGCCUCUGUCGGCCUUAAAGGCACUAUGAUCCUCUUUUCCUUUUCUGAACACGGAGACAAGAGCAAACAACUAAGAAGCUCUUUUGUUUUUUUUUAUUUUUGUAAAUAGCUUUGGAGAUGUUCUUAAUGUAGCCCAAGCUGGUCUCAAACUUAAUUGUGUCGCUAAGGCUUCCAUUGAACCCUUAUCUUAACGUCUCCACCGUCCAGGUGCUGAGAUUACAGAUGUGCCACAGUACCCCAGUUGUGCAGCCCCAUUUAAGAGGGAAGUUUCUUAAACAUCUUUUCUUGGGGGUGGGGGCUGGGCUUGGGGUGGGUUAUCAGGAUUGGAAUGGCUUGUGUGUGCUGUACAUGAACCCAGGUCCUUGUGUGCUAGUUGCUUCUUGCUGCUGCUUUCUGCUUCUCUGGGACUCACAUGCAUUACUUGGUAUAUAUAUAUAUAUAUAAAUGUAUAAAUAUAUAUUUUAUUUUUUUUUAAUUUUCUGGAGCUUUGGGUUUCUAUAGCACCUGCUGUCAGUCAUCCUUUCCCACCCCUCACAUCUAUAAUGUUCUUUUUUUUAAAAAAAAAAUCUCAAUAUAAAGAUGA
Molecule: messenger RNA, 10323 nt
Organism: Rattus norvegicus (Norway rat)
Lineage: Eukaryota; Metazoa; Chordata; Mammalia; Rodentia; Muridae
Source: RefSeq, a predicted model, not a curated record